Messenger RNA from Rotaria sordida, 687 nucleotides. NCBI's taxonomy places the organism in Eukaryota, Metazoa, Rotifera, Eurotatoria, Philodinida, Philodinidae. The record is from the annotation of a GenBank genome assembly.
AUGCUCGAAGAUAUUGCAGCUAAAUAUCCCAAUGUCGAAUAUCAGGAAGAUGUUGAACUAUUCGAAAAAUUUGCCGAAGAGUGGCCUGCUCGCAAGGCAGAUAGAAGCAUUUCUGGACCAUUUGGUAAUCUACCCGUACUCCAUUGGAACAAUACACACAUUAUUGCACAAACUCUACCUAUCGGGCAAUUCAUAGCACGUAAAUUCGACUUAUACGGUAAACCGAAACCAACCAAUGAAGAUCCUAUUGUUUUUCAAGCUCUUAUCGAUGGUGUUGUCUCCUGUGCCUACACCGAUAUUAUAUUUAAUAUAUUCAUGGUCCUCUGGAAUCAGGUAGAUUUUGACGAUUCAACUGAUCCAUAUGCUCGACUAGUGAAAAAAAUUGCUGGUGAUCUCAAGAUGUUGAAUGAUCUUCUUGCAAAGAGUUCAACAUCGUUUUUCUACGAUCAAGAUGAGCCAACUAUUGCGGAUUAUUUCGUAUUUUAUGCGUUUACACUUGCGAAAGAUGUUCAUUCGGCUUUGUUACCAGCUAAUGAAGAUUCACAAGCAUUGGACAAACUUGAACAAGUAAUGAGAAAUCGUCCAGCAUUGGCCAAAUAUUUUAACGAAGGUCGUCUAUACAAUCGAUUCAGUGGCUCACCGACAGAAGAGCAAUAUCGAGCGAAACUUGUCGCAAAGAAAAACUGA